AUGGUUAAAGAGAGCUGUUUAAAGUUAAUAAGGGCAGAGUGGGAUCGGGGAUGGGCCCAGGCAGGGUCAGGGCCAAGGCUCAGGGGCCAGGCUCAAGGCUGGGUCAGGCCAGGGUCAGGCGGGGCCUGCUGGGGGUCAGCAACCUUGACAAUGGGCACGGGGGCCUGGCUCCCCGAAGGAUGAGGCUGGCCUGUGGCCUUCCUCUGGCUGCUGCUGCUGCCGCCAGCGGCCACCCCGGAGCUGCGGGGGUCCUCCGCCAGUGCCUCGGCGGCACCUGGCCGGGCCCCAGGCGCUGGGGGUCCGGUGGAGGGCGGCCCUCUGACCCCUGACGCACAGCGGCUGGUUCCAGGAGCCACAGGAGGCAGGGGCGUCUCCACUGUGUGUGGGAAACCCAAGGUGAUAGGGAAGGUCUACGGCAGCCAGAACACGGUGGUGGGCCAGUGGCCAUGGUAAGCCAGCCUGCUGUACCAGGGGUCGCAUGUCUGUGGAGCCACCCUCAUCAACUCCCGCUGGCUGGUUUCUGCUGCCCACUGCUUUCUCAAAAAAUCUCAAUUCCUUGAGAACUACUGGGUUUUGUUAGGAAACACCCAGCUGUACCAGCACACAAGGCACACCCAGAAGAUACCCGUGAGCCAGAUUAUCGUGUACCCAGACUUUGAUAAGUUUCACUCUUUUGGGAAUCACAUAGCCCUGUUUCAGCUGCUCUUUCCUGUGAACUUCACCUCCUACAUCAUCCCCGCCUGCCUCCCAGCUCCUGGCAUGCAGUUGCCCAGUAACUCGUCCUGCUGGAUAACGGGCUGGGGCAUGCUCAGUGAGGAAUGGCCUCUGCUCGAGCCCUUCCGUCUCCAGGAGGGAAAGUGGGGCCUCGUUGAGAACAAGUUCUGCAAUAUGUUAUAUGAACAAAGAGUUGGCCAAGGCAGGAACUACUCUGUGCACGAGGAGAUGCUGUGUGCUGGGGACUUCUCGACAGAAAAAGCCAUCUGCCGCGGUGAUUCCGGGGGAUCCCUUGUCGGCAACCUCACCGAUGCUUGGGUUCUGGUGGGGCUGGCCAGCUGGGGCUUGGACUGCCGACAUCCCAUCUACCCCAGCGUCUUCACCAAUGUCUCCUACUUCAUUGACUGGAUGGAUGAGAUCCAGAGGCUCACACCGCUCCGUGAUGCCAUGUCUGCGCCUCCUCAGACCCAGUUUCCACACCAGCCUCUGCAAGCUGCUGGCUCGCCGGGGCCUGGCACAGGCUUUGUGCCCCCACAGCCUUGGCCCCUGCUGCUGUUUCUGCUCCAGGCCCCAUGGCAGGCCCUGUGGUGACCUGCCAAGCCCCUCUGCUCCUUCCCUGUGUCUCAGACCCCAGUGUCCUUGCUGGAAUUUUCCACCCCCCCCUCCCCCAGCCCCAUCAGCUUUCAGAGGUUCCUUCUUGGCUUUCCAGUCCAACAGCUGCCACUCCCCAAACCAAGCCUGAAAAGUCAAAUAAAAACAAAUGAAAGACUCA
Molecule: messenger RNA, 1486 nt
Organism: Camelus dromedarius (Arabian camel)
Lineage: Eukaryota; Metazoa; Chordata; Mammalia; Artiodactyla; Camelidae
Product: putative serine protease 47
Exons: 6
Biological process (GO): proteolysis
Molecular function (GO): serine-type endopeptidase activity
Source: RefSeq, a predicted model, not a curated record